AUGGGCAGCUUUACGUUGGUGAGACGGCGCGCCGUCCCCCUCGCGCUGGCCCUGUGCUCGGCCGCGGCCGUCGAGUACUUCGUGCCCGACGCGCCGCGCCAGCCCCCGACGAUCUCCAACGUGACGACGAGCUCCAUGAUGCUGCACUGGGAGCCCGUCGACGCGCGUUUGAGCUACCCGGUGGACGCCUACGAGGUCGAGGUCAUGUCCCUGCAGGAGCGGCACCUCGGCUGGCGGAGCCUCGACGACGCCGUCGAGACCGUCAAGCCGCGCAACGAGGUGCAGACCAUCAACAUCCGCGUCGACAAGGGGUCGACGGUCGCGGGCGGCUACUUCCAAAUCUACGCGGCCUUCGACGGCAUCAGCCCGCUGAACACGGACGCCGUGGCCUACACGAGCGAGAUCCCCUACGACGCGACGGCCGCCGAGGUCAAGGCGGCCAUCGAGGGCCUCGAGAACGUGGACGCGCUCGUCCACGUCAUCCGCUGCGACGGCGUGUUGGGCUCCGGCGGCGUCGGCGGCUGGGUCGGCGGCUGCCCCUUCGGCGCCUACGGCGCCUACUCCUGGCACGUCGAGUUCGACACGCCGCGCACGGAGGCGACGGCCUACGACGGCGCCCUCCGCGAGUUCAACCAGCCCACCCUGGACCUCAGGACGCAGACGAUGAGCGCGCCCAUGCCGUCCGCGGGCUUCGGCUCCAUCCCCGUGCUGGGCAUCUACAAGGAGACCGUCAGCCUCGGCGUGUCCUGGACGGGGCCCGGCCCGGCGGUCUCCGUGUGGCGCGCGGGCUCGUCGCUGCCCUGCGGCGCGGCCGAGUGGCGGACGUCGCCGAAGCACCCCGUCUCCGGCGUCGUCGGCGGCGGCGGCCGGCCGCCGCCGGCGCCGUUGUGCGCCUACAACGCGACGUCCCUGGCGCACCCCGGCGGCCUCUACGCCUUCCGGAUCGCCGCGCACAACGCCGCGGGUUGGUCGCCGCACGGCCCCGCGUCCGAGACCGCGCGGCUCAUCGCCGUGCGCCCGCCGCCGCGGCCCCUGGCGCCGGUCUUCGCCGUCCUCGACGACAGCGCCCUGCCGCGGGGCAGCGCCGUCUUCUACGCGUCGACGCCGCCGAACGCGGCCCAGCAGGCCGCGGCGUCCGCGCCGCCCGCGGCGACCUACGAGCUCCAGUACCGCCAGGACGAGGCGGCGCCCUGGGUCGACGCGCCGGCGCCCAUCGACGUCGACGGCUCGGGCUGGGCGACGGCGACGCUUUACGGGCUCGAGGCGGGCGCGGCCGUCUUCGCGCGGUCGCGCGCGGCGAACGCGGCGGGCGCGUCGCCCUGGUCCCUGUCGUCCAACGGCGGCGUCGCGACGCGGGACCCGAAGCCGCCCGUGCCCUCGGCGCCCGUCGCGACGCUCGACGGCGGCGACGGCGCGAUCCUCGUGCGCUUUUUGCCGUUCGCGGCCGACGGUUUAGGGAGCCGGUCCGCGACGGUCGCGCGCCACUUCGAGCUCGGCACGCAGGCCUGGAAGGGGCGGGGCUUCGCGGCGCCCGUGGGCUGGGACGUCGCCUACGACCGGCCCCUGCCCUACGUGUUGACGGACGCCGUCGACGAGAUCCAGCUCGCGACGAGCCGCUGCGACGCGGGCGCGAUCUCGGGGGGCACGUUCCGCCUGCGGCUGCCCGUGCGCGGCGCCUACGAGCGCGGCACGGUGACGGGCGACCUGCCGUUCGACGCGUCGGCCUUCGCCGUCAAGAAGGCCCUGGAGGCGCUGGACGUCGUUCCGGAGGGGUCGCUCGCGGUCACGCGGCACACGCCGGGCGCGCUCGAGUCGCACGCGCCCGCGCGGGGCGCCUUCGCCUGGAAGGUCCACUUCAAGGACAUCGGCGCCGUCGCCGGCGCGGACCUGCGGGCCACGGGCGUCUUCCCCGCGCUCGAGCCCGAGAACGUGGACCUGAGCUGCGCGUACUCCGGCGACGGCGUCGGCGUCGUCGUCGAGCGGCUCCAGGUCGGCUCGCUGGAGACCUACCGCGACGCGCUGGACGCGGAGGUCUUCAACGUGGAGCCGAACACGCGCUACCGGUUCCGCGCGCGCGCCGUCGACGGUCGCGGCGCGGCGUCCGAGUGGAGCGCCGCGUCCGCGUGGGUCGCGACGAACGACGCCCUGCGCGUCUUCGAGACCGUGGGGCGGUCGACGCAGCGCCGCGCCGAGGCCCGGUCGCUCAAGGAGGCCGCGGUGGGCUGGGCGGCCGCGCGGCAGCGGGAUCCGGACUACGUCGGCGGCGCGGGCGACGGCGGCGACGGCGACGGCAACGGCGGUCUGGUCGUGCUCGCGGCCUACGACGGCGCCGCGGCGCACCCGAUCAAGGGCGCGCGCGGCGUCUUCUACGCGGCGGGGCGGCCCCAGACCUACGUCGUGCCCCGGCGGCUCCCGGGCCGGCCGGGCGCGAAGCGGCUCGUCGCGAAGCUCUGGGGCGGCGGCGGCGGCGGCGCCGGCGCGGGGCGGGGCGAGGCGAACGCGACGAGCCGCGCGACGGAGGCGCUCGUCGACGACCUGCGCCUGGACAAGUUCUUCGCGCGCGGCGGCGGCCAGGGCAGCAAAAGAGAGCGAAAUUCCCAACUUCAAAGGCUCCUAUCUCGGCCGUUUUCCACUCGCGGCGGCGGGGGCUACCUGUCCGUGUCGCUCUCGGUCGUCCCGGGGGAGACGCUGACGGUGCUCGUCGGCGGCGGCGGCGGCGGCGCGACGGACUCGCGGCCGGGCGCGGGCGGCUACGGCGGCGGCGCCGCGGGGGGGCGCGGCGAGUGGUGCGGCGGCGGCGGCGGCGGCCGGAGCGAGGUCGUCCGCACGAGCGACGGCGCCGUGCUCGCCGUCGCCGGCGGCGGCGGCGGCGCGGGCGCGUCGGACUACUGCUGCGGCCACGGCGGCGGCGGCGGCGGCGACGACGGAGAGGACGGCUACGCGCCCGGGCUCGCGACGCCGGUGGACGUCGGUCUGUACGGCGCGGCGCGCGACGAGUACAGCGCCGUCGACGGCGACGGGUCCGGGACGAUCGCCGUCGACGUCGGCGGCAGCGACGCGCGGGACCUGAGCGGGCCCCACGCGCGGCACCGCCACGUGGACCUCGGCGAGGCGCCGGGCGCGGACUACUCGGCCGUCGCCGCGGGCGGCCGCGGCGCCUCCCAGGGCGCCGGCGGCGACCCGGGGGCGCCGGGGUCCUUCGAAGUGAGCACGGAGGGCGUCGUCGUGUCGACGUCGCAGCGGCCGGGCGCCGCGGCCGUCGCGGACCUGCGGGGCGCGAUCGCCGUCGACGGCGCGCGCGGCGCGCGGAAUUUGGGCGGCGCGGGCGGCUCGGGCAAGGAGGGCGGCGGCGGCGGCGGCGGCGGCUACUUCGGGGGCGGCGGCGGCGGCUCGGGCGUCGACGCGGGCGGCGGCGGCGGCGGGUCCGCGUGGUUCGACGCGGACCUCGCCUACCGACCGGUCGAGGCGCGCUGGGGCGCGCUGAGCCCGCCGACGCCCGUCGUCGCCGACGCGAACCACAGCGCCGUGUCCCUCGCGUGGCCGCCCAACGACGCGGCGACCUACUUCUGGGCCGAGCGCUACCACGUGGAGAUGGCCGAGGGCGACGUCGGCGGCUUCAAACUCGUCGCGGUCCGCGCGGCGGCCGACGGCGGCGUCGACGUCGCGGGUCUGGACUCGGACGCGGCCUACCGCUUCCGCCUGCGGGGCGCGAACCAGACGGCGACGUCGCCGCCGGGCGAGGCCGUGGCCUGCCGCACGCUGCCCCACCCGCGCGACGAGUGGGUCCGCGUGCACCCGUCCGUCGCGGCCUUUUCCGACGGCGGCUACGGCGCCGCGUCGCCCGUGCUCGGCCGCCCCCACUACAGCAUGGGGGCGCAGACGGGCCUGGGGGCCGACGACGCCGCGUCGGAAAGCGCCGCGGGCCGCGCGGCGGACGCGCCGACGGAGUUCUACCCCUCGGCGCCGUCGGGCCGCCAGGGCCACAGCCUCACGCGGCUGGGCGGCGCGCCGGAGAUCCGCGCCUAUCGUUUACCCUCGGCGGAGCUCGGCGCCGUCUUCCUCUUUGGCGGCCACGGCGACGGCUACGAGUGCGACGGUGCGGUCGGCGCGACGUUCCGCCUCGGCGCGUACCGGUGGCGCGGCUUCGACAACGAGCGCUGCGUGCGGCGCAUGGGCGCCUCCGACGAGCUCUGGCGCCUGGACGCGGGUUUACUGGAAUGGGAGCUGAUCCGGCCGGGCCGCAACGCGUCGUGGCCGCCGCCGCGGAGCCGCCACGUCGCCGCGGCCGUCGGCGGCUUCGUCGCGGUCUUCGGCGGCGUCAAGGAGCCGGACCCGCGCUACGUCGAGGACGGCGACCUCGAGUUCGCCUACUACCGGGACCUGUGGCUGCUGGACGUCGGCGCGCCCCGGCGCGCGACGUGGUCCUGGACGGCGGGCUCGGCCGUCGACCCCGUCUUCGUGCCGGACGCGCGGACGACCUACUUCGACGUGAACGUGACGGCGGGCGACGAGUGGUGUUUGAGAGAUGUGGACAUCUACGUGCGCAUCAGCCACCCCUGCGCGUCCCAGCUGAGCAUCUCCGUCGUCGGGCCGGGCCCCGUGUCGGGCGACGGCAACUUCCGCGACCCCGUCGCGGCGUCGUGGCCCGUGCUGCUCCACGCGCCGGACGCGAAUUCGGAGGCCUGCGACCGCCUCGACCCGCCCUUCAGCACGCAGGACGCCCUAAACGACUUUGGGUACAAGGGCGACCCGGGCAUGCUCUUCGACGACGACGCUCCCGUGGACGUCCGCGCCCCGGACGCGAAGAACCCCUACGGCGGCACCUUCCGGCCCGUCGACGCGCUCGCCGAGUUCGAGGGCGCGCGGCCGAGCGGCACCUGGACGCUCGUGGUGACGGACCAUUCCGGCGGCCUGCGGAAAAAUUACAACGCGGCGAACUUGACGGCGUUCCGCGUCGUGUCGCGCCUCGAGCGCUGCGAGCGGCGCUACGUCUGGCGCAACGUGACGAACGCCACCGGCGACGCGCCGCCGGCGCUGGCCGGGGCGCUGGGCGUGUCCACGGGCGACAGCCUCUUCGUCUACGGCGGGCGGACCGCGUCGGACCCGUUCCCGGACAAGGCGCUGUGGCGCUACGACAUUUUGACGAACGCGUGGACGGCCCUGAGCGCGGCGCCCCAGCCCGAGGGCGUCUACGACCCCGUGGGCAAGGCGGCGGUCAUCACGCCCUGGGGCAUCUACGCGUUCGGCGGGUUGGGCGGCUGGCACGACGAGCGCGGCCUGCCGUGCUCGCAGUUCGACGGCCGCGUGCUCUGGCUCGACAUGCUCUCGAACCGCUGGUGGGGCCUCGACGACGAGGUCUGGCCGGGCCCCCACGAGAUCGAGGUCGACCCGGGCCGCCACCGCGUCGACGGCGCGUUCGUCGUCGCGGCGACGGUCGAAGCCGUCAACGACCGGCCCGCGCCGCGGGGGCGCUACUACGCGUCCCUGGCCUACCUCGAGCCGGGCGUCGCCGACGUCGUCUCCGCGGCCGCGGACGUCCGCGCGGGCCUCCUGCCGGACACGGACGCGGCCGUGCCGCCCGCGAUCCUCCUCUUCGGCGGCGACGACGACUUCUCGGACCUCGACGACGCCUGGCUCCUCAAGCUCGGCAACGCGUCGCUCCGGCACACGUCGGACCCGCGCUUCGAGUUCCACCUGAGCCCGUCCUUCCACUUCGCCUUCUGCGGCUGGCGCUUCCAGGGCAAGUCCCAGGAGCUCUGGGACGCGUCCUGCGGCGCGAACGCGACGACGUCGCCCAUGGAGGACUGCGAGUUCGUCGAGGUCCUCCAGCGCGCCUACUGCGAGCACCAGUACCAGAGCCUCAACCACCUGCCCUAUUAA
This is a messenger RNA of Aureococcus anophagefferens, 5880 nucleotides long. RefSeq lists its product as hypothetical. Lineage: Eukaryota; Pelagophyceae; Pelagomonadales; Pelagomonadaceae. The record is from RefSeq and is a predicted model, not a curated record. The transcript is spliced from 2 exons. The coding region runs from base 1 to 5880 and encodes 1959 amino acids. Gene Ontology annotation, molecular function: protein binding.